Molecule: messenger RNA, 1014 nt
Organism: Cladocopium goreaui
Lineage: Eukaryota; Dinophyceae; Suessiales; Symbiodiniaceae
Source: the annotation of a GenBank genome assembly
AUGAAGAAGGCAGAGGGAGCUGUCGAGAUUGAUGAGAUUGUUGACAAGUGCUUGGAGGUGAAAGGAGGCAAGCCCGGGAAGCUGGUGAACAUUCCAGAAGCACAAGUCAAGGGCCUGUGCAGCGCUGCCCGUAUUGUCUUUCUGGAGCAAAAUGCACUGCUGGAGUUGGAAGCCCCUCUGAAGAUUUGUGGAGAUGUGCACGGGCAGUAUCAUGACUUGCUUCGGCUUUUUGAGUACGGCGGCUUCCCUCCAGAGAGCAAUUAUCUCUUCCUGGGCGACUACGUGGAUCGAGGCAAACAGAGCCUUGAGACCAUCAUCCUGCUUUUUUCGUACAAGGUCAAGUUCCCAGAGAACUUCUUCCUCCUGCGUGGAAACCAUGAGUGCGCUUCCAUCACUCGAAUCUACGGCUUCUAUGAUGAGUGCAAGCGACGCUACAAUAUCAAGCUAUGGAAGCAAUUCUGCGAUGUCUUCAAUUGCAUGCCUGUAUGUGCCCUUAUUGAUGAGAAGAUCAUUUGCAUGCACGGUGGACUGUCUCCGGAGAUCACUACUACAGACCAGAUCAAGAGAUUGGUGAGGCCGACUGACGUGCCUGACACCGGUCUUAUUUGUGAUCUCCUGUGGGCAGACCCAGACAAGGACAUUGCAGGCUGGGCCGAGAACGACCGUGGUGUCUCUUUUAUUUUUGGACCGGAUGUUGUCUCGACCUUCUUGCAGAAGCAUGAGAUGGACUUGGUUUGCCGAGCCCAUCAGGUCGUGGAGGAUGGCUAUGAAUUCUUUGCAAAACGCCAGCUCAUCACCCUCUUCAGUGCUCCGCAGCCUGGCAAGAAAAGAGCAAUCGAAUCAAGAACUGCCCCAAAUUUCUCGACAGCGCCCUCCCAAGAAUUGGUUGGUUCAUCAGUGCUGAGGCUGAAUAUGCUGAAUAACAAAUUUCUACAAAUUUCUUAUUUUGGGAGAGGCUCAAAUCUGGGAAAUAUGGCAAUGUUUCCAGUCCAUGCCGUCACACUGCCAUCGUAA